AGCCUUCCAACUCUUUGUCGACCCAUUCGCGCUCUAUACAUUGAAUGUAUAUGUGUUUAGAACGUUACAGCAAGAUGAACCAUACCCAACUUUGCGGUUGCCGUAAAGCGAAGACAUAGCCGUGAAUACUGACGAUAACAGAGAAUUGAAAUUCAUAUAAGCUGUACAAACCAACCCAAAGUGUGGCAUUUGCUCCUUAGACAUCUGGCGCAUAUUGAUGUCUUGAGUUUACUUAAGACGAUAUUUACAUGAUAUCUAGUGACCCUUUGCCUGAGUGAGUGAAGCGAGAUAGCAAGCAAGCGAUAGAAGAAAAAUAGCUUGCUAGCGUUUUAGCCAGUCACUGCGAUGGCCUCUGAUAGCGAAAACAACAUGGACAGAGAAAUUAUUUUGGCUGACUUUCAGGCUUGCACUGGCAUUGACGACAUUGCAGAGGCAAUCACGCUCUUAGAACUCAAUAAUUGGGAUUUAGUGGCGGCCAUCAAUGGUGUGAUACCACAAGAGAAUGGGAUCUUGCAAAGUAACUUAUCCAGCGUGGCAUCCCAGGCCAACAUCUAUGGAACUCGCAGCCAAGCAACACCAGCGGCUCCACCAGCGGCUCCAGCAGUAGCAUCCUCGUCUUCCUCAGCCUUCUGCCCCGCCCUCCCUUCCCGACACAUUGUGGAGCGGCAGCCACGCAUGCUCAACUUCCGGGUGGAGUACCGCCAGCGCACUGUGGAAGUGGUCAUAGAGGAGGGCAGCGUAGUCGGGGAAAUUAAACAGAUUCUUGAGACAGAGCUUCAGGUCCCCGUAUCAAAAAUGCAGUUGAAGGGUUGGAAGAGUGGAGACCUAUCUGACAGUGUCGUUCUGCAAAGUUUACACUUGCCAAAGAACAACAGCCUGUAUGUGCUGACCCCAGAGAUCACCCCCACUGCAAGCACCAGCCAAAACAGCGUCCUCCAGGAGUCGUUAAAUCAGAACUUCCUGCUCGUCAUCAGCCACCGUGAAGCCCAGAGAGACUACAACCUCAACUUCCCCGGCAGUCGAACCAUACAGGAGGUGAAGAGGAAUGUUUCAGACCUGAUAAACAUCCCAGUGCGACACCAACAAUGGGAGGGCUGGCCUGCUUCGGCAUCUGAUUCAAUGACACUAGCUGCCUCUGGAAUCAGCUACCCCUGCCAUCACCUCAGUGUGUGUCGAAGGUCCUCACCAGCCAACACCCGGGAGCCAACAGAAGAGGUCAACAAUACUGAAGUGAAUGUGUUUAUACAGUGCGCAGAUGUUCACAUGGUAAGUGACAGCGAAGGGGAUGACUUUGAGGAUGCAUCUGAAUUUGGAGUGGACGAAUCAGAGAUGUUCGGAAUGGGGACUUCUACAGGCUGUCGGAAAGCCCCCUUGAUGCCAGAGAACACUGAAAAUGAAGUAGAUGCCUUACUGCACUUUACUGCUGAAUUUACCACAAGGUAUGGAGAAUGUCAUCCAGUGUUCUUCAUUGGGACUUUGGAGGCUGCAUCUCAAGAGGCCUUCUAUGGCAAAGCCAGAGAUAGAAAACUGCUGGCAAUCUACCUCCACAACGACGAGAGUGUGCUCGGCAAUGUCUUCUGCUCCCAGAUGAUGUGUGCAGACUCCAUAGUGUCCUAUCUGAGCCAGAACUUCAUCACAUGGGCCUGGGAUGUCACUAAAGAAGCUAACAAAGCCAGACUACUCACUAUGUGCACGAGGCACUUUGGCAGUGUGGUGGCACAGACGAUUCGGACAUACAAGACAGAUCAGUUCCCCCUCCUCCUUAUUGUCAUGGGAAAGAGGACAUCAAAUGAAGUUUUAAAUGUUAUUCAAGGCAACACGACAGUGGAUGAGUUGAUGAUGAGGCUAAUGGGUGCAAUGGAAAUCUUCACAGCUCAGCAGCAAGAGGACAUCAAGGAUGAAGAUGAACGUGAAGCCAGGGAAAUGGUGAAGAGGGAGCAGGAUGAGGCCUACCAACUGUCUUUAGAGGCUGACCGUAAAAAGAGAGAAGCACAGGAGAGAGAGCAGGCAGAACAGCUUCGCCUGCAACAGAUCCAGAAAGAAGCAGAUGAUGAGAAGGAGGCCAUCCGCCUCUCAUUGGAGCACGCCCUGCCGCCAGAGCCUGCGGAGGAAGGAGGAGAGCCAAUUAGCAAGCUGCGUAUCCGAACCCCCAGUGGAGAGUUCCUGGUGCGGCGCUUCCUGGGCAGCACCAAGCUGCAGGUCCUCUUUGACUUUGUGGCCUCCAAGGGCUACCCCUGGGAGGACUUCAAACUGCUCACCACCUUCCCCCGCAGAAACAUCACCCAGCUAGACCCAGCCUCGUCUUUACUGGAGGCCAAGCUUUUCCCUCAGGAGACCCUGUUCCUCGAAGCUAAAGAGUAGGACUGACUGGCCUGGCUGUGGUGGUGGGACUGGCUGGAAGAGUAGUGAAGAGCUCUAGCAUGGUCCCAGUGGGUCUACAGAGACCGACCACCCUCUCACACAGAUGUGAACUCUUAAACACACAAUACACAACAUACAGUACACUACUUAGACACAACCCACACGUAAGCUUCUCUGCUCUCGGCCUGUGCAUCAUACAUGAUUGCCUAGUGUACCUGUAUGUACAGAGAAGCAACCACAAGCACACAGCCAAACUCUUUCGCCCCUCACUUAAUUGCAGUGUCAUGGUUUUCUCUGCCACACUCUUACAGUAUGAUCAAGGAUAUUAAAAAUAAACUUUUGAGUAGAAGAACAGCAUCACGGACAAGGACUUCCCGCUACAGUACGUACGGCUGCUAUUUUAGACGUGUUGUUUCAAUAAAGUAAACAAAAAAAAGCAAAGAGACAUUUUUCCUGGAGAACGCUGGACUAUCAUCUCCACCUGCAUUUGGCUUGUACCCUCUUUGCUCCCUCCACCCCCAUGCACCUCCAUGCACCCAGCCAGUGACGGACCCCCCCCUGCCCCCAUCCAACCCGACCAUCACAAGCAGCCAAAGAGGCUCAAUGUUCCUGAUCUGCACCCCUCCUGCUCUGCUCCGACCAGCCUGGUUUUAAUUUCAAAAGGCUCCACAACCAACUGUUCCUCCUUUAUUUUUCUUGAUCCUUUUUAAGUUUGAUGCUGUUUUAGUUUGAUAUACAUUAUAUAAAAUAUAUAUGAACAUGCAUCUGUCUGAGCCAGCACUCUCUUGAAAUGCACACAGACACACACGUCGGUUGACAUUUUAUAUUAUUAUUGAGGCCUUAAUUGUUUUUUUUCUUCUAAUUUAAGUUAUCUUAAUACAGAUUUGACAGGGAACAUUUUGAGGAGCAGGAUAGGCUAUUAAUUUUGUACAUUUCACUUGGCACAUUAUUUAUAGUAUUACAUUUAUUUUGCGCCUUUGUUUUUACCAUUGGGCAUGUUCCUAUGCUUAGAUGUUGCUGACACAUGACAGGUCUAACACACCUGGAUAUAUAUUUUAAGUGUCAGCUAACCACAUGUUGUAGCAAUUUGUCAGUCGACGAUGACGUGGCAUGCAACCAUUGGUUGUUGCGUCGCCUCACCUUAGCUGUGGAACGCGCCCAUUAUGAUUUCAGGGUUUCUGUCAUUGAGGCAUCAGCAAACUUUCUAUUCCAUAUUAAAGCUGUUAUAUUAUUUAUGCCAUUUGUCUAUUUGGCCAGUAGGCUGUCCCUGUCUGAAAGAUAUGAAUAAGAGUUUUUGUGUUUGA
Oncorhynchus tshawytscha (Chinook salmon) is the source of this 3665-nucleotide messenger RNA. Its product is annotated as FAS-associated factor 1. Gene Ontology annotation, molecular function: NF-kappaB binding; ubiquitin binding. Bases 346 to 2361 code for a protein of 671 amino acids. Gene Ontology annotation, cellular component: endoplasmic reticulum; nucleus. NCBI's taxonomy places the organism in Eukaryota, Metazoa, Chordata, Actinopteri, Salmoniformes, Salmonidae. The record is from RefSeq and is a predicted model, not a curated record. The transcript is spliced from 19 exons.